UUAUUUGCUCAUAGCAUAAAAUAAAUCGCUUGCUGCAUGACAUUUCACUUUUGUGCAGUUUUCGUAUGGUUGGUUUAACGAAUUCUAAAAUUCGUAAGUUUCCUCUAGUUUAUUCCGCAAACCUCACCUAUUUGUGAAGGAUACAGAAGCAACAGUUCCAGUUAAUUCACCGGCCAUGGACAACGUGUUGAGUCUGUAUAAACAAUUGAAAACGGAAUGGACAAAGAGCCCCAUCAAUCUUAAGCUUUGUGGAACGCUGCUUGAUAAAUUGAAGAUUGCACUUACUGAGCUAUCUUACCUGCCCAGCAAUAGCCAGGCAUCCCAGCAGGAGCUAUUGAUUGCACGCGACGUUCUGGAAAUAGGUGUCGAGUACAGUGUAGCAACGAAGAAUAUCCUCUCUUUCGAGAGGUAUAUUUCUCAGCUCAAAUGCUACUACUACGAUUACAAAAAUGAAAUCGGAGAAUCAAAGAACAAAUAUCAGCUUCUGGGAUUAAAUUUGCUGUUCCUCUUAUCGCAGAACCGAGUUGCUGAGUUCCACACUGAGCUGGAAUUGCUCCCAGCCGAUACCAUUCAAGCAAACGAGUACAUCCGUCACCCGCUAGCACUAGAGCAAUACUUCAUGGAAGGACGCUACAAUAAAAUCUUCCAAGCUAAGGGAAAUGCACCGGCAGAAAGUUACAAUUUCUUCAUUGACAUCCUACUGCAAACGGUUCGGGACGAAAUUGGCGCUUGCUUGGAGAGCUCUUACGAAAAGGUUUCCCUUCAGGAAGCAGCCAAGAGACUAAAUUUGAAGACUAAAGAAGAAGUCAAACAGUUUGGCGAAAAGAAAGGUUGGAAGCUCAACUCGGAUGGUUUCUAUCACUUUGUUAGUGAGCUAGUUAAACCCAAGGAACCAAUCCCGUCAAGAGAGCUGGCCGAACAAGCAAUUUUCUAUGCUCGCGAGCUUGAGAUGAUUGUCUAAUACGGAUAAUUUCUUUUGUAUACCUAACCUAAAUAAGCCAGCUGUUCUGUUUUGAAGUGAUCUUUGUUUUAAUUAAAAUCAGAUACCUAACAAAUAAAUACAGAACCGUAACGGUCAUAAUACAUAAAGACAACGGAUGUAAUGUUCAA
This is a messenger RNA of Topomyia yanbarensis, 1110 nucleotides long. RefSeq names its product 26S proteasome non-ATPase regulatory subunit 8 (gene Rpn12). Lineage: Eukaryota; Metazoa; Arthropoda; Insecta; Diptera; Culicidae. The record is from RefSeq and is a predicted model, not a curated record. Gene Ontology annotation, biological process: proteasome-mediated ubiquitin-dependent protein catabolic process. The coding region runs from base 176 to 961 and encodes 261 amino acids. Gene Ontology annotation, cellular component: cytosol; proteasome regulatory particle, lid subcomplex; nucleus. The transcript has 3 exons.